CCUUCCAUCCUUGCCCAAUUUCGACAGAAUUUCAAAACGCAGAUAAAAAAGGGCAAAUAGGGAGCAACACGAUGAUGACGUACGCAGCCUCAGCCUCAAGGCCUCUGAGCUUCAACACCCAACCGGCAACUGCUCUUCACCACGGCCUUCUCAGCGCCACUACUACUAGUACCAUCGAUUGUAGCAGAAGCACGAGGAGGAGGAGGCUCGUCGGUCUGGUCAAAGCGGCGUCGUCGUCUCCGCACACAAGACCCACCUUGUCCACCAAUUGGGAUUUUCAAUUCGCAGAUGCUGCUGCUACUGCAUCUCCGCCACGCGUCCCCAGAUUGGAAGAGCUCGACACCACCAACAUGCUUCUCCGCCAGAGAAUCAUCUUCUUGGGCUCUCAGGUGGAUGACAUGACGGCGGAUUUGAUAAUAAGCCAGCUGCUGUUUCUUGAUGCCGAGGACCCCAAAAAGGACAUUACUUUGUUUAUCAACUCGCCCGGUGGCUCCGUAACUGCUGGAAUGGGAAUAUAUGAUGCAAUGAAAAUGUGCAAGGCAGAUGUUUCAACUGUUUGCUUUGGGCUUGCUGCUUCUAUGGGUGCAUUUCUCCUUGCUUCUGGCUCUAAAGGAAAGAGGUAUUGCAUGCCCAAUGCAAGAGUGAUGAUCCAUCAACCUCUUGGAACUGCUGGAGGGAAAGCAACAGAAAUGGGCAUACGAAUUAGAGAGAUGGCGUACCACAAGAUUAAAUUGAACAAAAUAUUGUCAAGAAUCACAAGGAAGCCUUUUGAGCAGGUUGAAGAGGACACAGACCGUGAUAAUUUCAUGAAUCCCUGGGAAGCCAAGGAUUAUGGGUUGAUUGAUGAUGUUAUUGAUGAUGGAAAGCCAGGGUUAGUUGCACCAAUUGGAGAUUCCACACCCCCACCCAGAACAAAAGUCUGGGAUAUGUGGAAAGUAGAAGGUACGAAGAAAUCCAGAAAAAAAUUACCGUCGGAGGACAGAAUUUUAGAGAAAGGGUCGGAAGCACCUACUGCAACAUAGGACCUGAGACAAGACUACUGUUUCAUUUGAAUUUUUGAUCAUGUUUAUUGUUUUUUAUCGAUGUCAUAAUGCUUACCUUUUAAUGUAGCCGUCUUUUGUACA
This is a messenger RNA of Argentina anserina (silverweed cinquefoil), 1124 nucleotides long. RefSeq names its product ATP-dependent Clp protease proteolytic subunit 3, chloroplastic. Gene Ontology annotation, biological process: protein quality control for misfolded or incompletely synthesized proteins. The record is from RefSeq and is a predicted model, not a curated record. Bases 72 to 1022 code for a protein of 316 amino acids. Gene Ontology annotation, molecular function: ATPase binding; serine-type endopeptidase activity; ATP-dependent peptidase activity. Lineage: Eukaryota; Viridiplantae; Streptophyta; Magnoliopsida; Rosales; Rosaceae. The transcript has 5 exons. Gene Ontology annotation, cellular component: endopeptidase Clp complex.